Lactuca sativa (garden lettuce) is the source of this 4433-nucleotide messenger RNA. It is a transcript of the gene ZWI, whose product is annotated as kinesin-like calmodulin-binding protein (ZWICHEL). Lineage: Eukaryota; Viridiplantae; Streptophyta; Magnoliopsida; Asterales; Asteraceae. Gene Ontology annotation, biological process: microtubule-based movement. Gene Ontology annotation, molecular function: microtubule motor activity; oxidoreductase activity; microtubule binding. Gene Ontology annotation, cellular component: cytoskeleton. The record is from RefSeq and is a predicted model, not a curated record.
UAUUUUGAAAAUAGUCUCGUGACCCCCAGCAAUCUCUUUACCUCCCUCCAUCUCUCUCUCUCUCUCUCUCUCUCUCUCUCAUCAGUGCCGGCAACAAACGACUGGUACAGAUCUUCAUUUCUACGGCACCGAUUCUAUACCUAUCUUCAUCUCCACUUAUCGUUUCUCAAGCUUGCACAAGGGAUUUGUAGCAACAUAAAAGGGAUUGGUGUCGAUCUUUUGGAAAGGGGAGAAAUUUGAUGAUAAUAUAAAAGCAACUCAUCGGAAAUUACGAUCUUUUUAGAGGAAAAAUGGCUUCAGAUGUUCCAUCUAUAAUGUCUCAAAGUGUGAGAACAAACAGAUCUUCAUUCAGCUCAAGCAAUGGAUAUGAAACCCAAUCUCACUAUUCCGCCAUUACAAACGGAGAUGAUUAUGACAGCGAUGGUUCAAAUUUCGCACCACCGACGCCAAUGACCCUUUCCAAUUCCAUUCCAGCCGAGCUUGCUGGUGCAAUUCCUUUGAUUGAUAAAUUCCAAGUAGAGGGUUUUCUAAGGUCCAUGCAGAAACAGAUAAAUUCAGGUGGAAAACGUGGGUUUUUCUCAAAAAGAUCCGUAGGUCCCCAAGAUCGUGAGAAGUUUACAUUUGAAGACAUGUUGUGUUUUCAGAAGGAUCCUAUUCCAACAUCCCUCUUGAAAAUAAAUGGUGAUUUGGUUAGCCGAGCUGUAAAAUUAUUCCAAACCAUCUUGAAAUACACUGGAAUUGAUUCAUCUGAAAAAGGGAAUCAGAUUGGCAUAGAAGAAAGAAUUGAACUUGUUGGAAAGUUAUAUAAACAAGCAUUGAAACGCUCUGAGCUUCGAGAUGAACUUUUUGCACAAAUUUCAAAACAAACCAGAAAUUGUCCUGAUAGACAACAUUUGAUAAGGGCAUGGGAGCUAAUGUACUUAUGUGCAUCAUGCAUGCCACCUAGCAAAGACAUUGGUGGAUAUUUAUCUGAGUACAUUCAUGAUGUUGCACAUAAUUCCAAUACUGACCCUGAUGUGCAAGUCUAUGCAUUGAACACACUAAAUGCACUAAAGUGUUCAGUAAAGGCUGGCCCACGACACACUAUCCCUGGGCGUGAAGAAAUUGAAGCUCUUUUAAUCGGUAAAAAGCUCACCACAAUCGUGUUUUUCUUGGAUGAAACUUUUGAAGAAAUAGCAUAUGACAUGGCAACUACUGUUGCUAAUGCUGUUGAGGAGCUUGCUGGAAUAAUCAAAUUGUCUGCAUAUUCAAGUUUUAGUUUAUACGAGUGUCGCAAAGUUGUUACAGCUUCUAAAUCACCAGAACCCGGAAAUGAGGAGUAUAUUGGAUUAGAUGACAACAAGUACAUUGGAGAUCUUUUAGCAGAAUUUAAGUCAGCAAAAGAUCGAAGUAAAGGAGAAAUUUCACAAUGCAAAUUAACCUUUAAAAAAAAGUUAUUUCGCGAGUCAGAUGAAGCCAUUGCAGACCCAAUGUUUGUUCAGUUGUCAUACGUUCAAUUACAACAUGAUUAUAUCUUGGGUAACUAUCCAGUUGGAAAGGAUGAUGCUGCACAGCUGUCAGCAUUACAAAUCUUGGUUGAAAUAGGAUUUGUUAUUAAACCAGAGUCAUGCACUGAUUGGACUCUGCUUUUGGAGCGAUUUCUACCCAGACAAAUUGCAAUUACUCGUGCUAAAAGAGACUGGGAAUUGGAUAUACUUGGUCGUUAUCGUUCCAUGGAAAAUUUAACAAAAGAAGAUGCAAGACAACAAUUUUUGAGGAUUUUAAGGAUGCUUCCAUAUGGUUAUUCGGUUUUUUUUAGUGUUCGCAAGAUUGAUGACCCAAUUGGACUUUUACCUGGAAGAAUCAUAUUAGGGAUUAAUAAACGUGGGGUUCACUUUUUUCGUCCAGUUCCCAAGGAAUAUUUACACUCAGCUGAAUUAAGAGAUAUAAUGCAAUUUGGUAGCAGUAACACUGCUGUGUUUUUCAAGAUGAGAGUUGCUGGUGUCUUGCAUAUAUUUCAAUUUGAAACUAAACAGGGUGAAGAAAUAUGUGUUGCACUUCAAACACAUAUAAAUGAUGUUAUGCUACGUAGAUACUCUAAAGCACGAACUGCUUCUAAUACAAGCUCUGUUAAUGGUGAUAUUCCUACUAAUUCAAAGCCUCCAAUUGCUGAUGUUGGUGAAAAACGUGUACAAGAUUUGUCAAAGGCUCUUGAGGAAUGUGAAAAAACUGCAAAACAACUUUCAGAAGAGUUGAAUGAGAAGCAAAAGAAGGAAAUGAACAUGCAAGAAGAAAUGGAGACAUUGAAAGACAUGUUGAGAUCAGAAAAGAAGAGUUUGGAAGAACUAUCAUCUGAAUAUAAUGAGAUUAGAUCUUUGUGUGAAGAAAAAGAAUCUAACCUUCAGGCUGUAUUGAUUGAGAAGAGGAACAUGGAAGCUAGGCUUUCACAGCUUAGUAAAGGGGAGUUGGAAAAUAAUACCAAAAAGGAAUUAGUUGAGGCAACUAAUCAGGUUUUGCAAAGGAUCCAAGAUGAGUUAAGAACACGUAACUCAGAGUUGCAUGCAGCUGAAGAAACCAAGAAGAAAUUGUUGAAUGAGAAAAUGUUAUUGGAAGAAAGAAUUUCAAGACUUGAAAAGAAGAAAGUUGAUGAGAUACGGAUGCUUGAGAAAGAUUUAGAACAAGAGAGAAAGAUGACAAAGCCUCGAAUUUCUGAACUUGAGAAGAAAGUAGCAGAGCUCACACAAAAAUUGGCCAAUGCAGAGUCUACUCUUGCAAUCAAAGAUAAUGAAUUAUCAAAUUUGCAUAUAAAUCUUAAAGAAUUGGAAGAUUUAAGAGAAAUGAAAGAGGAUAUCGAUAGGAAAAAUGAGCAAACUGCUGCGAUAUUGAAGAUGCAAGCAACACAGUUGGCUGAAUAUCAAGCUCUCUAUAAAGAGGAAUUGGUUUUGAGAAAACGAUACUUUAACAUUAUUGAAGAUAUGAAAGGAAAGAUCAGAGUUUAUUGUCGAUUAAGGCCUUUGACACCAAAAGAGAUGAACGACAAAGAAAAAGACGUGCUUACAAGUGUUGAUGAGUUCACAGUUCAACAUUUAGGAAGAGAUGAAAAGAUUAAACAACACUGUUAUGAUCGUGUAUUUGAUGGAAACGCAACUCAAGAAGAUGUUUUUAACGACACUAGGUAUUUGGUGCAAUCGGCUGUUGAUGGUUACAACGUGUGUAUAUUUGCAUAUGGUCAAACGGGAAGUGGGAAGACUUUUACUAUUUAUGGAUCUGAAAAUAACCCUGGGCUUACCCCACUUGCCACGUCAGAGUUAUUUAAAAUUCUGAGAAAAGAUCGCAAUAAAUUCAAUUUCUCUUUGAAGGCAUACAUGUUGGAGUUAUACCAAGAUACCUUAGUCGAUCUUCUAAUUCCAAAACAAGCAAAACGUGCAAAAUUAGAGAUAAAAAAAGACUCCAAGGGAAUGGUGACAGUUGAAAAUGCGACAGUUAUACCGAUUUCAACUUAUGAAGAUUUGAAAAAUGUUAUUCAAAGAGGAACAGAUCAAAGACACACAACUGAGACACUAAUGAAUGAAGCAAGUUCAAGGUCUCAUUUGAUUUUAUCAAUCGUUAUUGAGAGUACAAAUUUACAAACUCAAUCAAUCGCUAGAGGAAAGUUAAGUUUUGUUGAUCUUGCGGGUUCUGAAAGGGUGAAAAAGUCGGGUUCUGCUGGAAAUCAAUUAAAAGAAGCACAAAGUAUAAAUAAAUCACUUUCAGCACUUGGUGAUGUUAUUAGUGCUUUAUCUUCUGGGAAUCAACAUAUACCUUAUAGGAAUCAUAAGCUCACUAUGUUAAUGAGUGAUUCUCUUGGUGGAAAUGCAAAGACUUUGAUGUUUGUUAAUAUUUCUCCAGCUGAGUCAAACUUGGAUGAAACCUAUAACUCUCUUACGUAUGCAUCGAGGGUGCGUUCGAUUGUGAAUGAUCCUAGUAAGAAUGUUUCAUCGAAAGAAGUUGCAAGAUUGAAGAAGCUAUUGGCUUAUUGGAAAGAACAAGCAGGGAAAAGAGGAGAUGAUGAAGAACUUGUGGAGAUUCAAGAGGAAAGGACACCAAAAGAGAAAGGUGAUAACAGGCAUUCAAUGUAAAAUUGAAGCAUCAUGAUCUUUUGGGAUUUGAAGAGAGUUUGUGUUCUUCACUAAUUUUACUAACAUGAAGAUGGGAAAAACAAAAACAAUGCAUGAAUUGUGUCACUAACCAUGUAGCCUUUUAGUCCAUAGUCUUUAUAUUCAUGGUUUGAAAGUGGUUGGUUUUGGUUAAUAUUUUGGUUGAUGGUGGGGUUGGGGGUAGGGAUGAUGGUGAUGCAUGGUUACAAAUGGUUUAUGUGUUUUGUAUAGUAUGGUAUACUUAAUGUGUAUAUUAUGGAUAUGAAAUCCAUAUCUAGUUCUUAUGAAUGCAACAAGUCGUAUUUCAUUCAAGUUUAA